AUGUGCGAUCAUAAUGUCAAUUUGACUCAAUUGCUUGAUGCAUUUCAAUUAUUCGAUACAAACAAAGAUGGCUCGAUUAGUUUCGAUGAAUUUCGAUCUGUUUGUCACAAAUUACAAAUGCCUAUGGAUGAAACUAAAUUAAAAGAUUCAUUUCAAGAUCGUGAGGAUAUAACAUUUGAUGAAUUUUGUCAAAUAAUACAACAACAUGGUUCACCUACAGCCGAUGCAUAUUUUCAAGAAACAUUCAAUGCAUUUGAUAAAAACUGCGACGGCUUUAUAACAGCUAAAGAAAUUAAAAAAACAAUGAAAGAACUUGGUGAACGAUUAACUGAUAAACAAGCUAAAGCUAUGCUUAAAUCAGCUGAUGCAAAUGGUGAUGGAAAAUUGUCUAAAGAUGAAUUUCGUUCUCUAUUUAAUCAGCUAACACAAUUUAGAAAUGCCACAGAAGCAUCAGCAUCGUCUUCAAAUACAAAUUAUCAAGAUGACACUGUAUAA
Rotaria socialis is the source of this 495-nucleotide messenger RNA. NCBI's taxonomy places the organism in Eukaryota, Metazoa, Rotifera, Eurotatoria, Philodinida, Philodinidae. The record is from the annotation of a GenBank genome assembly.